This is a messenger RNA of Syngnathoides biaculeatus (alligator pipefish), 3822 nucleotides long. RefSeq names its product methylenetetrahydrofolate dehydrogenase (NADP+ dependent) 1 like (gene mthfd1l). NCBI's taxonomy places the organism in Eukaryota, Metazoa, Chordata, Actinopteri, Syngnathiformes, Syngnathidae. Gene Ontology annotation, biological process: tetrahydrofolate interconversion. The transcript is spliced from 28 exons. The record is from RefSeq and is a predicted model, not a curated record. Gene Ontology annotation, cellular component: cytosol. The coding region runs from base 146 to 3079 and encodes 977 amino acids. Gene Ontology annotation, molecular function: methenyltetrahydrofolate cyclohydrolase activity; ATP binding; methylenetetrahydrofolate dehydrogenase (NADP+) activity.
UGAAGGCACCAUGGCUCCAUCAGGACCGUGUUACCUUUUUCGCUCAUAUUUGCUCUUCUUUGUUGCUAGUUUGGCGACCUCGCCGCUUCUCUUUAUACGACAAAAGUUGUAAACCAACUAUUCGACUUUUACCAAAGACGCGAAGAUGAUUUUGUCCGUAGUUCGCAGCGCUCGCGGCAACGUCGCCCUCCGGAUGCGCCAUGCCCGACACGGAAGUAGGGCGAGCGGGUUGUCGCGGGGAUGCCAGCCGGCCGGCGAGCCUCUCGGCCGGCUUGGGGUGCGGGCGGCGAGCGCCGCGUCCGGCGGAGGCGCCGGAGCCGGCGCCAAACUCCGGGCGGGCGACUUCAGGAAGCAGUCGCGGAAACGAGACGGCGUUGACUUCGACCGCGCUCUGAGGGAUGCGGUUCGCAGCACCAAAGAGGCAAUGGUGGCCCUGCAGAGAGCAAAUCCAACGGUCCAGCCGCUGCUUGCAAUUGUACAGGUGGGUGAAGACGACAGCCUGUUGGAGAUAAAUAAGAAAAUAGCUGGAAAGGUGGGCUUAACCGUCACUCAGAUCCGCCUGGCCGAGGAUCACGGUGAGGACGAAAUCGUCGAGAAGGUGUCGAAUCUGAACGAGGACCCCGGGGUGCACGGCGUCCACCUUCACCUCCCCCCCGGCUCCCUCACCAGCCGAGUGCUCGACGCUCUCAAACCCGAGAAGGACGUAGACGGGAUAACAUAUUUGAACAUGGGUCGUUUGGUGCAAGGGGACCGGGACAAAGGUUUUGUUCCACCUGUUGCGAGCGCUGUAAUGGAUUUAUUGCAAAAACAUGACUCUCCCUUAGAAGGAAGAACGGUGUUAUUGAUCGGCGCUGAAGGACCUCUCGCGGUAGCCCUGCAGUCCCUGCUGGAGAGAAGUGGAAUGGCAGCUCUCAGAAGUCAUUCCAAUUUCAAGAACCUCCAGCGACAGGUGAUGGAGGCCGAUGCUGUGGUCCUACUGGGUGCCGACGAUCUUAACAUUCCGCCCACCUGGAUCAGGCCAGGCGCCGCGGUCAUCCGGCGGGGGCUCAACCAAGAAGGAGAUGACGGUGGGAUUUCGUCAAAGUCCGGGUUGGCUUAUCUCACGGCAGCGUACAGAAUACAGAAUGUGGUGCACAGCAGCUGUCGGAGGCUCCAGGAGCAGCAGUAUCGGCCCUGGAGAUUGCGUGCCCUCAAACUCCACCCCCUGACACCCGUCCCAAGUGACAUUGAGAUUUCCAGAAGUCAGACACCCAAGGCAGUGGAGCAGCUGGCAGAGGAGAUUGGCCUGUUGCCAGAAGAGCUCGAAACUUACGGCAGGAGCAAAGCAAAGGUCCGCCUCUCGCUGUUAGAUCGCCUCCAAGCGCAGCCCGACGGCAAAUACGUGCUGGUGGCAGGUAUAACUCCGACCCCACUCGGCGAAGGGAAGAGCACGGUGACCAUCGGCUUGGUCCAGGCCCUGUCUGCGCACCUGAAGCUCAACUCUUUCGCUUGUCUACGACAACCCUCUCAGGGACCCACCUUUGGGGUCAAAGGGGGAGCUGCAGGAGGGGGUUAUGCCCAAGUCAUCCCAAUGGAGGAGUUCAACCUGCAUCUGACGGGGGACAUUCACGCCAUCACUGCUGCCAACAACCUGGUGGCGGCGGCCAUCGACGCCAGGAUGCUGCACGAGACGACCCAGUCGGACAAGGCUCUGUACAAUCGACUGGUCCCUUCAGUCAAUGGCGUUAGAAAAUUUGCACCCAUCCAGGUUGCAAGACUGCGCCGUCUCGGCAUCAACAAAAGCGACCCAGCCUCUCUCACGCCCCAGGAAGUCAGUUCUUUUGUCCGACUCGACAUCGACCCCUCCAAGGUCACCUGGCAGAGAGUGGUCGACACAAAUGACCGCUUUUUGAGGAAGAUCACCGUGGGCCAGGCCAGCACUGAAAAAGGACAAAUCAGAGAGACAGGCUUCGACAUUGCGGUGGCCAGCGAGAUCAUGGCCAUCCUGGCUCUGGCAGACAGCCCGGAGGACAUGAAACGAAGACUUGCACGCAUGGUGGUGGGGACCAGCCGCUCCGGACAGCCCGUCACCGCCGAGGACCUGGGCGUGAGCGGGGCGCUGGCCGUGCUCAUGAAGGACGCCGUCAAGCCCACGCUGAUGCAAACCCUGGAGGGUUCCCCGGUGUUUGUCCACGCCGGGCCCUUUGCCAACAUCGCCCAUGGCAACUCUUCGGUUCUUGCCGACAAGCUGGCUUUGAAGUUGGUCGGACGGGACGGCUUUGUUGUGACUGAAGCUGGCUUCGGGGCAGACAUCGGGAUGGAGAAGUUCUUCAACAUCAAAUGUCGGACUUCAGGCUUGAGGCCCAGCAUUGUGGUGCUGGUCGCGACCGUUCGGGCUCUGAAGAUGCACGGCGGAGGCCCCAAUGUUUCAGCCGGCGCGCCGCUCCCAAGAGAAUACAUCGAUGAGAAUCUCGCCCUGGUUAAAGGCGGCUGUCUCAGCAAUCUCAGAAAGCAGAUCGAGAUCGCUCAUCUGUUCGGGGUUCCGGUGGUGGUGGCGCUGAAUGUCUUCAAGACAGACACCCAGCCGGAGAUAGACCUCGUGUGCCAGCUCGCCAAAGAGUGCGGGGCGUCGGACGCGGUGCCGUGCCACCACUGGGCGCAGGGCGGGCGGGGUUCUUUGGAGCUCGCCCGGGCCGUGAAAGCUGCCAGCGGCAGACCCAACAACUUCCAGUUCCUGUACGACGUUGAGAUGCCAAUAUUGGAGAAGAUUAGAGUUAUAGCCCAAAAGGUGUACGGAGCUGAUGACGUAGAACUGUCCCCUGAGGCCGCUGACAAAAUAAAUUACUACAGUCAACAGGGCUUCGGCCGUUUACCAAUCUGCAUGGCCAAGACCCACCUGUCGCUCUCGCACGUGCCGGCGAUGAAAGGCGCGCCCACUGGCUUCGUUCUGCCGAUCAGAGACGUGCGCGCCAGCAUCGGAGCCGGCUUCAUCUAUCCGCUCGUGGGAACGAUGAGCACCAUGCCGGGCCUGCCGACUCGACCCUGCUUCUACGACAUUGACCUGGACCCGCUCACCGAGGAGAUCACCGGGCUCUUUUGAACACGUCGAGAUCCUCACAGGAAAACUUUUGGCCUCUCUCAGGACGUUCGCCGCGAGCACCAUCAAGAUUCAUCGCUGAUGGGAAACGCGCCAUCUCUAAUUGUUCCCAGCAGCUCAAAUCUCCAUUUGUAUGUUACGCCGUACGUAUUUGCACACUUUGGGUCGUAUGCCAAAGAUCGGAGGCGCCGCGGAUGCUCUUUUUCUGCUUGUCUACUUUCAGGUGUUUUUAUUUUGUAUUUUAAUCCCGUUUGAAGUGUUACUGGCAGGUCAUGCUGCUUUUUUUUAUCCCGGCUGUGAGAUUUUUAUUUUUAUUUUUUUAUUUUUUACGUGACUCGGGCACACAACCAAAAAAAAAAAAAAAAAAAACUGCCGGACCCACAAGUGGCCUUUACGUUCAGUCGCCUUUGGUCUACCGCGUUAGCGGCUGCACCGUAAUCGUGUUAAAAAUCAGUCGUAAUCUUAAUGCAAUCUUUAUGUUGUCGAGUUUUACUUGACAAGUUUCUAAACAGUGAUGCGUCUCAUCAGAUGGCUAAUUUAGUUACUUGGUAAUAUAUUUAAUACUGAAUGUUAUAUUUCAUUAAGCGUGACACAUUUCUGAAGGAAUCUUUUUUUUGGGGGGGGGGUUUCUGUUUGGAUCUGAAAAGAAAUGUCUAUACUAACUGUGACUCAGGCUAUUUAGUAUUUUUCUCAAAUAUUGCAGGUUGUAUGUUGAUCAUCAAUUGUUGAGAAAUACAAUCAUUUCC